Molecule: messenger RNA, 1107 nt
Organism: Prunus armeniaca (apricot)
Lineage: Eukaryota; Viridiplantae; Streptophyta; Magnoliopsida; Rosales; Rosaceae
Source: the annotation of a GenBank genome assembly
AUGGAAAAUGGGAUCAACUUGCGUGAACAAAUACUAAAAUGGUACAGAGAUUAUUACCAUGGUGGGCUGAUGAAGCUAGUUGUCAUUGGUGGAGUAAUGUCAAAAAAGGCCCCCCCAGAAAAUCUGCAGUUCAAGGCAGAACGCCCUAUCUGGAAAGCUGGAAAACUUUACAGGCUAGAGCCUGUAGGAGAUUUUCAUAUGCUCUACUUAACAUGGACACUUCCAUGUCUUCAUCAACACCAUUUGAAGAAACCAGCAGAGUAUUUAGCUCAUCUCCUUGGGCAUGAGGGCUGGGGAAGUUUGCAUUUUUACUUCAAAGCUAGAGGGUGGGCAACAUAUUUGGCUGCUGGUGUUGGCAGUGGAUGUAUUUACCGAACUUCUGUGGCUUAUGUCUUCGAGGUGUCCAUACUCCUCACUGAUUCUGGAUUGGAAAAGAUGUUCGACAUAAUUGGCAUUGUCUAUCAAUACAUUAAGUUACUGCGUCAAGUAUCUCCACAAGAAUGGAUAUUUAGGGAACUCCAGGAUAUUGGAAACAUGGAAUUUAAAUUCACAGAGGAAGAGCACCAGAAUGUUUAUGCUUCACGACUUUCAGAAAAUUUACUACUUUAUCCAGCAGAAUAUAUAAAUUAUGGCAGCUUUGCGUACGAGAUUUGGGAUGAGGAAUUGAUAGAAUAUGUUCUUGGUUUCUUCACACCAGAAAACAUAAGAGUUGACGUGGUAUCAAAGUCCUCAAUUAAGUCGGAAGAUUUCAAGUGCGAGCCUUGGUUUGGGUCAAAAUAUACCGAGGAGGAUAUAUCUCCUUCUUUGAUGGAUUUGUGGAAGGAUCCUUCAGAAAUUGAUGUCUCAUUGCAUCUCCCUUCUAAAAACGAGUUCAUUCCUUGUGAUUUUUCCAUCCGUUCCGAUAACUCGUGUCAUGAUCCUGCAAAUAUAUCUUCUCCAAGAUGUAUAAUUGAUGAACCAUUCAUGAAGCUCUGGUACAAGCUUGAUACUACUUUUAAGCUUCCGCGGGCCCUUGUUGCCAAGCUGGAAACUUCUGUAACUCCGGUUGAUGAAAAACUGGAGAUCAAGUUGACAAUACCUUCCUCGUUCCAGCUUGUCCAUUGCUAA